GCCUGCGAGGAUGGAGAAGCUGUCAGGGAAGGACAAGGAGCUGAUCCGCGGCAGCUGGGAGAGCCUGGGCAAAAACAAAGUUCCUCACGGCGUCAUCAUGUUUUCCAGACUGUUUGAGCUGGACCCGGCGCUCCUCAGCCUUUUCAACUACAACACAAACCAUGGCUCCACACAAGACUGCCUGUCCAGCCCCGAGUUCCUGGAACACGUCACCAAGGUGAUGCUCGUGAUCGAUGCGGCCGUCAGCCACCUCGACGACCUCCCCUCCUUGGAGGACUUCCUGCUCAACCUCGGGAGGAAGCAUCAGGCCGUGGGCGUCAACACGCAGUCAUUUGCCGUGGUGGGUGAGUCCCUGCUUUACAUGUUGCAGUGCAGUCUGGGCCAGGCCUACACGGCACCGCUGCGUCAAGCCUGGCUGAGCAUGUACAGCAUCGUGGUGGCAGCCAUGAGCCGGGGGUGGGCCAAGAAUGGCGAGGACAAGGCCGACUGAGGCGCUCA
Solea senegalensis (Senegalese sole) is the source of this 498-nucleotide messenger RNA. It is a transcript of the gene ngb, whose product is annotated as neuroglobin. The transcript is spliced from 4 exons. The record is from RefSeq and is a predicted model, not a curated record. Bases 11 to 490 code for a protein of 159 amino acids. NCBI's taxonomy places the organism in Eukaryota, Metazoa, Chordata, Actinopteri, Pleuronectiformes, Soleidae. Gene Ontology annotation, molecular function: heme binding; oxygen binding.